Osmia lignaria (orchard mason bee) is the source of this 637-nucleotide messenger RNA. Lineage: Eukaryota; Metazoa; Arthropoda; Insecta; Hymenoptera; Megachilidae. The record is from RefSeq and is a predicted model, not a curated record.
AUUUGUUGAAGGUAGCGAUACAAUGUUCGAUUAAAUUUCUCUCAGAUACUACUAAGAUAUUGAAUUUUUCAUUUAGGUUCAAGUGGAAACUUUUCUUGGAAAAGAAUAACGUAUCUACAACUAGUGUGUGGAAUGAUUUUUAUACUGUUCUCAUAUACUCAACUUAAGACUAACUUUAUUCUUCGAAAUUUACGAAAGAAUAAAGAUAAUGGAAUUAAUUCCACGAUAUAUAAAAUACCACAUGGUGGCCUUUUUGAAUAUGUAUCAGGUGCAUUACAAAUUACAGAGAUAAUUAUUUAUAUAACAAUGUCUAUAAUUCUAUGGGAAAGUUUUACAUUUCAUUACAUUACAAUUUGGGUCUUGGUAAAUCAGACAUCUACUGCAGGAUUGACCCACAAAUGGUACAUACAAACAUUUCAGAAUUAUCCAAAAUCCCGAAAAAUUCUGAUUCCUUAUCUAUUUUAGAAAUAAUACAAUCUAAGUAUAAUAAUGUCAUAAACAAGUUUUACUAUACUCAAUAUAUAUGAGUGUAAUAAUAAUAUAAUUUAUAUUGUAUAAGAAUGUUUAGGGGCCACGCGAGAUGCGAUUGCGCGGGCACCACACUAAUGUCAAUGAAUAAAUAAAACACAAGAUGAAA